Molecule: messenger RNA, 2624 nt
Organism: Rhineura floridana
Lineage: Eukaryota; Metazoa; Chordata; Lepidosauria; Squamata; Rhineuridae
Gene: GRPEL2
Product: GrpE like 2, mitochondrial
Exons: 4
Coding region: 156-815 (219 amino acids)
Biological process (GO): protein import into mitochondrial matrix; protein folding
Cellular component (GO): PAM complex, Tim23 associated import motor
Molecular function (GO): protein homodimerization activity; adenyl-nucleotide exchange factor activity; protein-folding chaperone binding
Source: RefSeq, a predicted model, not a curated record
CGGGAGAGCUGACUGGCGGGAGCUGGAGGCCGUAUCCCCCAUCACGAGCGCGAUGGCUGACGGGAGGUGUAGUGCUAUGUAGUCGUCAUUGUCUCCUCCCAUCCGUGAGCGCCUGGCGGUCCACUGUCCGCCACGCUUAGUCCGGCGGCGGGGCUAUGGCAGCAGGCGGGUCUGUGUGGUCGGCGCGGCAGUGCUUCAACUCCUUGCAGUUUCGCUACAACAGAGGAUUGCUGUUUGCCUUCAGCACUGCUGCACAGCAGAGGAGCACAGGGGAUGACUGUGGUCCAGAAGAGCCUCCUGAUGAACCCAGACAUCUGCUGAAUGAGAACAGUUUAGAGCACAAAGCCAUCAAAUUGGAAGAACAAGUCCGUGUCUUAACAGAACGAUACCAGAGAGCCCUGACAGAUUCUGAAAAUGUUAGGCGGAGGACGCAAAAGUUUGUAGAGGAUGCUAAGAUUUUUGGCAUCCAAAGUUUCUGUAGAGAUCUGGUAGAGGUGGCAGAUAUCUUGGAGAAGACCACUGAGAAUGCUGUAGAAGGAGAACACAAUGACCCAACUCUGACUCUGAAGAAGAUCUGUGAAGGCUUAUCCUUCAUAGAGUCCAAACUGCAAAGCAUAUUUGCAAAGCAUGGCUUACAAAAAAUGAACCCCAUUGGUGGCAAAUAUGACCCCUAUGAUCAUGAAAUAGUGUGUCAUGUGCCAGCAGAGGAAAUGCAGCCAGGCACUGUGGCAUUAGUGACUCUGGACGGCUAUAAACUCCAUGGCCGCACUAUUAGACAUGCACAUGUAGGUGUGGCAGUAGAAUCACACGAAUGAGGUGAACUGAUUUCUCUGUCCACAUGACUGUUGCUGCUACAGCAUGCCUUUUUAUUUAUUAAGCAAAGUUUGUUACCUGCUUGCCUCUCAGGAUGGGUGCAAUAGCCUGAUCUUCACUUCCAAGGUGUACAGUUAUUUAACAAUACUUCUUCUCUGUUAUAAAUGUUUUUUCCAACUGUUACUCAGACAGAAGUAGCUCUCAGACUUUUUCUGUUGUCAUUUUCAGUCUCCAUUAAAUUGUACACUGGGUUGGAGGGAAAGAAGAAAUCCUAAUAAUUCUAAGGAGGGAAGGGGAAUGCUCUGAUUCCAAGAAGGGAAGGGCCAUAGCUUAGUGAUAGACCACAUGUGCAGCAUACAGAAUGUACCAUUUUGAGUCCCUGGCGUCUCCAGGCAGGACUCAGGUGUCUCAGACCAGUUGGUGUAGAUGAGGAAUAGCUAACAUGGUGCCCUCCAGGUAUGGACUACUACAGCUCCUAUCAGCCCCAGCCAGCAUAAAGAAUGAUCGGGGAUGAUAGGAGCAGUAGUCCAAAACACCUGGAGGGCACUUCGUUGGCUACCCAUGGAGUAGACAGCACUGAGCUAGAGAGACUAACCAUCUGACUUGGUAUACACAGCUUUCUAAGAAGUGAUGCAAAUUAGAACUUCUUGUGUUGUUACAAAUGCUCUUUGCUUUUCUUGAAUUUUUGGAUAAGCUGCUUUAAUCUCUAUUUUUCAACAUAUAAAGUCGGAAUGUGAUUCUUGUCUACCUCCCAGGAAUGAUACAAUCACUUAACAGCUAUAAAGCACUUUGAAGAUGAAUGCUGAGUGGUACGAUGGGUUUUGGUACCCAGCAGAACUCUGUCUGAAGCUGUUAAUUUGUAAAUUGCUUUUGUAAUUGGAGGUCUUCCUCAUGCCACCUGGCUAUUCCACACCUGUGAACUUUCCACCUUGGUAUAUGGAUGAGUUCUGUGGAAAAGUCCAUUGCCUGCAUAGCAGAGCACAUACUUUGUAUGCAAAAGGUUCAGUUCCUGGCAUCUCCACAUGAAGAAUCUCUCUGGUAACAGAGCUACGAAAGACCUCAGCUAGAAACCUUGUUGCUGACAUUUAGAGUAGGCUGUACUGGACUAGAUGGGCCAGUUGCCUAAAAGUAUAAGAAAGCUUCCUAGACUAUUUAUGAAGAUUUAGGUUUGUUGGCCAAAACUUGUCCCUCAAAUUAUAUACCACAGUUUUCAACCACAAUUUGCUAUGUUGUCAGUGCUGGAAGAGACUGAAUAGUCUUGUAAUCCAAAAGUUAACCGUAGUCCUUUCAGUUUGAACCCUCAAGUAAUUGCUAUGUAAAUGGCACUGUGAAAAAUGUUGAUUCGGAAUCUACUAGAUUAGACACCAAAUCUAUGCUUUGUUUUUUAUUUAGUGAUUUUUAAAAAAGAGAUAAAGUAUCAAAAUAAAUAUCUGAAGUGUCCUUCAGCUAAUUUUAGUAAAAAGAAAAGGGAAAUAAUCAGAUAAUGGGGGUCAGCAGAAGCCAAGAGGCCACUUCAUGGAUCCUCCUAACUUGAGAGUACACUGGUAUCAUUCAGCAGACAAGUGGAUGCUUGGUUCUGAUAAGUUUUUGUGUAACAGGUACACUAAAGGUGGGUGUGUAAAAAAUCAUAACUAUUUGAGAGAUGAUGGAGGUGACCCAACCUGUUGACUUUCUUACAAAUCCUAGGUGAAAAUACAAAGAAGUGAAUUAUCAGUCAAUCGAAUUUUAUUGAAUAAGUCUUCAUACAGUAUCAAAUACAAUAAACAAACUUUUUUGUUACUCAGCUGUUACUCUGCAAGCUAGUUUUGGAA